AUGGGUUGUAUUGUAAGUUCAGUCGCUUGUUGUUUUUGCAGUUCUGCUGCUAGCUUGUGCUGUGCUUGCCUACCUAGUUGCAAGUCUUCGACGUCUUCACGAAUGAUGUUUAGUAUUAUACUUAUUGUUACAGUCCUUCUUUCAGUAAUCGCUCUAAUUCCUAACGUUAAAGACAGUCUAACCAAAAUCCCUGCACUUUGUACACCUUUUAAGCUGUCUCCAUUUACGAAGGAGCAAAAAGCCGCUCUAGAUUGUGAUGCUAUUACUGGUUUCGGGGCUGUUUACCGUAUUUGUUUCGCAUCAACUAUGUUUUAUCUUGUGUUCUGUGUAAUUAUGAUCCGGGUCCAUUCAUCUAUGGACUGGAGAGCGAAAUUACAAAAUGGGUUUUGGUUCUUUAAGUAUGUUUGUUGGUUUGGCUUAUUGAUUGGUGCAUUCUUCAUACCCGUGGAAGGUUUUACAAGUUUAUGGAUGUACGUCGGAAUGAUUGGUGGGAGUUUGUACAUAAUCAUACAGUUAAUUCUUCUUGUGGAUUUUGCUCACUCAUGGAAUGAGAACUGGCUAACACAGUAUGAAGAAAGUGGAGAAAAGUGUUAUGCACUAGGUCUGAUCUUUUUCACUUUUCUCUUUAAUUCAUUGUCGAUCGCCGGGAUUAUACUCCUGUUUAUCUUUUACGCAAGUGCUCCACAAUGUGGACUAAAUAAGGCUUUAAUCAGUCUUAAUCUUAUUUUUUGCUUCCUUGCAUCAGUUAUUUCAAUUUUGCCGAGAGUGCAAGAAUAUAUGCCACAGUCUGGCUUGUUACAGUCCUCAAUGAUUACUGCCUAUGUAACUUUCCUGACAUGGUCUGGUUUAACAAAUGGUCAUGAUCCAGUAUGCAACCCAUCCCUAACUAUCGCAAACAGUACAAAUACACAAGAUGGUUCAGUUGUUUUGAAGUUCGAUCGACAUAUUGCUAUCGGUAUAAUAGUGCUCGUUUUUUCUGUUCUUUACUCCACCCUAAGGUCUAGUACAAAAACAUCAGCUGGAAAGUUCCUUAUUUCCGGUACAGAAGAUACAACCUUGGCAGAACAAUUUUCUAGUGCUGAUGACGACGAUGGACGUGUUGGUCAAAAAGUAUGGGAUAAUGAAAAAAAUGGUGUGGCUUAUAACUAUUUUAUGUACCAUUUUAUGAUGUUACUAGCCACAUUGUAUGUUAUGGUCAUGCUUACUAAUUGGCUAAAGCCACAAAAUGAUUUGAAAACACUAGUCAGCAAUUCAGCUGGUUUUUGGGUACGUAUUGUGAGCAGUUGGGUAUGUUUGGGUAUUUAUGUGUGGACAUUAGUUGCACCGGCUCUGUUUCCUGAUCGUAUAUUUUAACCAAACUUGACUUUAAAAAGAAAAUUCAAAUGAUCAUUUUGUUGCAGAAUUAAAUUAUUUCCUUUUAUUUCAAACGUUAUUCAUGUCACUUUUGUUUUAUAACACAAUAUCUUAAAGUAACUGGAACACGACAAGAAAGUUCUCGUUGUAUACUUCGGUCACACAAAUUUAUUGACAAUCAUUG
Molecule: messenger RNA, 1537 nt
Organism: Schistosoma guineensis
Lineage: Eukaryota; Metazoa; Platyhelminthes; Trematoda; Strigeidida; Schistosomatidae
Source: the annotation of a GenBank genome assembly